Messenger RNA from Guillardia theta CCMP2712, 804 nucleotides. RefSeq lists its product as hypothetical. The transcript has 9 exons. Bases 1 to 804 code for a protein of 267 amino acids. Lineage: Eukaryota; Cryptophyceae; Pyrenomonadales; Geminigeraceae. The record is from RefSeq and is a predicted model, not a curated record.
AUGCUCGUAGGACGCGGGUCCACUACACUGAGGUCGACUCGGAGCAGUUUCCGCGAUGAUUCCAUCGUUUGCUUCCUACAAGCUCCAAAGGUUGGAUCGUACUCCCAUUGGUCUUCGUCGGUCGGCAAGACGAUCGGAGCAAAACUGAACGAGUUGAGAAUCCCCGACACCCCCGGGCCCGGCGCGUACAGUCCCAACAGUGCAGACAAGCCUUCUGCUCCUCGGUACACGCUCAGCCCCAGGCAUGAAACGUCCAACCACAAGGGAUACAUCCCCGGACCUGGAGCAUACACUCCCUGGAACCCUUCGCACAAGGCACGAGCUGUAGGCUUCGGUCAGCGUCUCUCCUACUCAGGCGACAAGCCACGAAGCCCUGGGCCAGCAGCCUACAACGUCGACUUGUCGUUGGUGUCGAACAGCGGGAAGACUGUCAGCACAAAUGGAGGAAAGCGAGGAGCUCCUUCCUAUUCCUUCGGCAUCAGGCACAGCUUGGGCUCAGCGUACGGGCAUGUGCCAAACACUCCUGGGCCUGGGGCUUACUCGCCAACACCCAAAGCUGCUCGGCUGCUGGGCGAGUCAGUUGCCUACUCGAUGAAGUCGAGGAGCCCGGAAAGAAUCCGGACGUUCGCACCAGGACCAGGGGCUUACAACAUCGACUACGGGUGCACGAGGAGAGGGGUCUUCACGAGCCCUAAGCACAGCAUACACGGCAAGCUCAAGAGCAUCGAUUCGUCGAAUCACAGUACCCCGGGGCCCGGAUACUACGAGGCUCCUCAGCAAUUCUUUUCAAACCCACUGCCUUGA